Molecule: messenger RNA, 714 nt
Organism: Fusarium venenatum
Lineage: Eukaryota; Fungi; Ascomycota; Sordariomycetes; Hypocreales; Nectriaceae
Source: RefSeq, a predicted model, not a curated record
AUGGACCUUUGCCGACAACGUGACGGAUACAAAUGCAUUUUCCUUCCGACAAUCGUUAACGAUGUCGCCCAUAUCAUUCCACGAAGCUGGAAUGAUACCGAAGAGAACAUGCUGUUAACCCGUACCGUCAUAUCUGCCGCCCAAGCAUUUAUGGAUGACGAUAUCCUGUCCAAGUGCGUUAGCCUAUUCGCUGAUGGGAACAACCUCGGUACUAUGGAUAAAUGUUGGAAUAUGCUUUACAUCAACCAGUUAAUUUGUAAGCAUUUAGAGAAAAUGCGAAUUGGGCUUAAGUGUGUUGGUAUUGACCACCCUUUCGCCGAGGAUGAUACCAGAGCUGUUGUUAUCAUCCAACCGUAUUGGCUGUACCGCAACUACCAGAAACCCAAACAGAAAGUGACUCUUGAGGGAGAUGGGAACGAUUUCGACGACAUAAUCAAUGGAAUACGACAGAUCAGAAAACUAGAAAAGAAGCCCGCCCGUGUUGAAAUGUCAACUGAGGAUGCUGAAAAGUGCAAGGCCAUGUUGGACCUUGCCUGGGUUUUGGGUGUUGUUGCAGCUAGUAGUGGUGCGGCUCAAUGGCCGAAUCUCCUACCUGAUCACGAGUAUUGGGAUAAGAUCAAGCACUGGGCUGCUGUGGAUCGAUGGGUGGAUGAUCAAGCAUAUCGUCUUCAACCUCCUGACCUCCACCUCCCUUCCGCGCCCCCCUCCUCCUAA